Messenger RNA from Helianthus annuus (common sunflower), 1043 nucleotides. RefSeq lists its product as uncharacterized. Lineage: Eukaryota; Viridiplantae; Streptophyta; Magnoliopsida; Asterales; Asteraceae. The transcript has 3 exons. The coding region runs from base 346 to 981 and encodes 211 amino acids. The record is from RefSeq and is a predicted model, not a curated record.
UCACACUAUCUUUCGGCCUGAAAAGUGUGUCACAAGCCAAGCCCAAAGAAACUUAACUUGGGCUAAAAAAAAGUCCUUACCCAUUUAACAGAGGGGUUUUUACAUAGGCUGCUUUAUAUUUUAUAAUUUAACAGAAAAAGAACAUUAAUAUUAAUAAACAAAUAAAAGAAAAAGAAAGACAUAGUUCUUGAAUUGGCUUCCUUGAUGAGAAAGAAAAGGAUGAUCAUCCCCUUGAAGAUAAUUCAAGCAACAAGUUUCAAAAACAUCCAAGCAAACCUGUUAGAAUUCAUCAAUUCUCAAGCAAAGAUAUCGGAGGAUCCAAAGGUCGAUUAAGACGUGCAUGGAAUGACAACUAGACCGAGAGUUGAUGGAGCUAUUCCUAAACGCAAACAUCGAGCCAUCACUGGCUGUGAUUACGAAAAUUUCAAGCCUAUUUAUGAAUGGAUACAAGAAGAUGAUCAUGACAGUCUUCUUGUUUAUCUACCUGGAUUCUCGAAAGAGUUUAUCAAGGUUACAAUAGAAAAUCCAAAUAUUCUUCACGUUCUUGGGCAACGUCUGAUUCUAGGAAACAAAUGGCAUUGGUUUCAUGAAGAUUUCAAAGUUCCCGAAACUUGCAAAGUGAACGUAAUUCGUGCCAAAUUCGAUGGCGGAAUCCUCACCAUUACCAUACCUCACAAGAUCAUCAAUCCACCCACCAUCCAAGAACCCAUGAAAAGAGAAACACAAGAUACAAAAUCAACAAAGCCCAUUUCUUCAACUUUAGCUUCCACUAUUCCAUCACAGCCACCAUUAAAUAACCCUACAAAACCUAGCAAUGAAAGUAAAAAUGGUCACAUGUCAUUAGAUCAAGCCAUUGGAAGGAUUAAAGACGAAAGAAAGGUGAUAGUGAAGAUGGGAGUGGUGGCAACGACGGUGGUGGCGGUAGCGUUGGUGGCAGUUGUGAUUUAUAUGUUCCCUACUUUGUUGGAAAUUCAAGUAUAAGGAAUUAAGUAAAAAAGUUAUGAAAUUUGCGAAUGGUUCACAUUAUAAAAUUUUAUUGGUGC